GAUUGCUGACUCAGAGGAUGUUUUGGAGGAAGUGACAAGAGACUGAAAAGAAAAAGAAAUAGGCCCUCUUCAAGUAUACCUACAGGGAUUCCUCUUGCUUAAUACUUUAUCUUACUUUGGAAACACAGGUGGCUUACCUACAGUAUUGAAAGUAUAUAUUGCAUAUCAUUAAACAGACGUGCGUUCUGACAGCAACGUUACCACACCACUAACUAGCUAACGAACGUUAGGUUGUUGGGUGGGGGUGGGUCGUUUGUUUUUCAUCUAGUUAGACGAAAGGCUCACUUGGACAUUCCUUAAUAUUCCUUCCCUGUGUUUGGGUUGAUCAAGCUGUGUCACAAUGACGUCUAGGAAGAAAGUACUACUCAAAGUCAUCAUCCUGGGAGACUCUGGAGUUGGGAAGACGUCGCUGAUGAACCAGUAUGUGAAUAAGAAGUUCAGUAACCAGUACAAAGCCACAAUAGGAGCUGAUUUCCUAACGAAAGAAGUGAUGGUGGAUGACAGACUUGUCACCAUGCAGAUCUGGGACACUGCAGGGCAGGAGAGGUUCCAGUCUCUGGGUGUAGCGUUCUACCGCGGGGCAGACUGCUGUGUGCUGGUGUUUGACGUGACUGCCCCCAACACCUUUAAGACGCUAGACAGCUGGAGGGACGAGUUCCUUAUACAGGCCAGCCCCCGAGAUCCCGAGAACUUCCCCUUUGUGGUGCUAGGCAACAAGAUUGACUUGGAGAACAGACAGGUGACGACCAAACGAGCACAGGCGUGGUGUCAGAGCAAGAACAACAUCCCCUACUUCGAGACCAGCGCUAAGGAGGCCAUCAACGUUGAACAGGCUUUCCAGACUAUCGCACGCAAUGCUCUUAAACAGGAGACAGAGGUAGAGUUGUACAAUGAGUUUCCUGAACCGAUAAAGCUGGACAGGAACGAACGGGCCAAGCCAUCAGCGGAGGCCUGCAGCUGCUGAGGACCUAGGAGACCUACAGGGGACAGACCUACAGGGGACAACUGUUUGCCCUGCUACUCUGUCUUGCCUUGUCUACCCUUUAUCCUCCAUGCCCCUGUGUGCUCUCCUCUGCCCAAUAUCAUCACUGGCCUUCGUAGAUGCAAGCAGAGUUCCGCUCGUAAAUUAUACUUUACACACACACACUGGACUCAUCCCUGUGUACACAUCACACAUUUACUCUCAAGAUGAGUCUCCAAGCCCAAAGAACACCCAGAUGGAUAUUAGAGCAUUUAACAGCAUAUCUGCUUAUUAUUUCCUCUAACCUGUCUCAAACACCUUUUUACAUGCCAUUGUUUCCAUGGCACCAGCCUCAUAACAUUUUAUAAGGGGGGUUAGAUGUAGUUCACUCCCAAAGUUCCAGUGGUGAAGGAUCAGAUUGAGUAAUUUAUAUCAAUGGUGUGUGGGGGUUAUACCAAUGUACUGCCUAAAGAUACAUGUGUUAAUUUGAUUGGAUGUAAACUAGCAAAUCCAACAUACAGCAUUUUUUGCACUUUGUUGUCAUGUAGGCUUAUUCAAACCCUAUUUGACACCUUAUUUUGGAGCCACAAUAAACACUUUUUAAUUAUUUUUUUUAGCUCAAGGCAGAAGAGGCAAUAUGGAUUUUAACUCUACUCCCCAACUUCCAUGAUGUCCUCAACUGCCCUACACAUUGUUUCUCAAUGGGGGAAAAGUCAAGCGGAAAAUUAUUUUGUCAACAUUGAGACCUGACACGGGGUAGAGAAUCAAACCAAGGGAGAUAUAUUUUCAGAAUAGAAAUCUCUUUACUAUUAUUAGCUAGUACCUGUCUUCUUUUUACGCUGUCAACUAUUACAAACCUUUGUCAAUCGUUUAAGGCAAGAAAACCUGUCUCGUCAGUUUCUCUCUCUGCCGAUAGCUCAGGUUGGCAAAUAAUUUAAGUGCUUGAUUUUUACUCUUUUUUUUACUGAUCAGAUCUUUUGUCUGUUCGCAUAUUAUGUUUAGAAUUUGAAUUGCAUCAGAGGACAUAUGGGGGAAAUGUGUUAGCUUUAAUCAAGUUAAUGAAAUGAUAAAUGCACUUAAUCUACAUUGUUUGAAAAUGUCUUUGGGUUUCAGGUAGUAAUAAUGGUUAUUGAAUAAAGAAUCUGUGUGUGUUAGUGCAAGUAGAACAGGUAGUUAAAGCACAGUAGGUUACUAUCAUGGCUCUCAUACACACAGCUGUUGAAAGACAGUUUACUCAAAUCUAUAGGAUACUCUUAGAAUACAUUGAAAUGUGUAAUUUUGCAUGGGGGCACUCACUUGGUAUUUGUAUUCAGUCUACUACUUGUACUGAAAUAUAAAAAUUGGUCACUUGUGAAAGUUGACAGAACACGGGACCAUCGAAAUCUGUCAAACGUUUAAUUACGUUUGACAGAUUACACGUAAAAAUAAUCAAACCAUUUGCGCUCUUCCACCUCAAGACAAUAAGACAUACAUUCUUCAGUCUGUUCCCAUCUCUUUUCAAAGUCAGUCAAUGUUUGUCCCAACCACUCAGUUGGUCCUGGGUUUCUUACUGGGUCCUUGCAGCCACUGUUGGAGAGGCCCUGCAGUCUUCGGCUGCUUCUCAGGCCUGGUUUCUCCUGUGUGGCCCUCCUGUUUGACUUCCCCAGUGUCUGGCUCUUUCCUCUUGGAGGGUGUGCUGCUCUUUAGCCAGCCCAUCAUCAUCUUACUGCCAGCUGAGGGCUUGAGCUCCUGUGGAAGGAAGUAUAUAUGAUGAGGGGAGGCAGGGAGGAAAGUGUAGUAUGGUAUGGAGCCCAUUAUGUAUUUUUACUCUUCAACAUUUUAAAUCUAGAUAUGUUAAGUGUUUAGAAAGGUUGUCCCAGAUCAAUGAUCAGGAGCUAUUCAAUGAUUGGAACGCAUCAGACAUCUCAAAUAUGGGUAUGUAGCUCAGUGAAGUCAUGCAGUUAUACUUUCUUAGCCUGAGGAUCCACUGGCAGCAGGCACUCUUGUUUUUGAGAGUUGUUGACCAGUGAAGAGACUGGGUGAUAGGUCAGUUUGUUUUUGGACUGAUGCAGUUUUAGGGCAUCUAAUGACUUCUCCUCAACAAAAUCCAGCCAUCUUCUGACCUCUGUCGAGAAUCGCUGGCAUCCUGCAACACAAGCAAAAUCAUUGGUGAUUCUACCUCAUACCAACUUUCAUAUAUAAAGAACAUACUUUACUCAAGAAGAGAGUAAUGUUUUAAACAGACCCAUACCGGUCAUGGAUGCCUUGAUGAUAGGGGAUGUACCCAGAGUGAUCACAGUGUAGGUCUAGAGGGGAUCUCCACUAUGGGGACUCCAUCAGUCAAACAGUCCUGCAAUGGUCAGCAACAGCCAUCCUCUCCACUCACAGACUCCUUUGUCCUACAUAAGACAGAAAUACAUCAAAUCGGUCAAAAGGCAAAGUUUACAUUAUUUCAUUACUACAGACAAACAGAAGGAUCACAAAAUGGGUCAGGAUGGAGUCAGUGGGAGAGUGCUAAAGUAUUUUUGAGAAGAAAAGGGAAGAUGGGAGACCUCAUCAGUGAAAUCAGACUCAAUCAUCUUAUUCUGAAUGUUAGUUUUCUUAGUGAUGAAAGGUGCAUGUGUGGCUAGGCUCACCUCUUCCAGGUCUACAGAGCCUUCUUCAGACUCAUGCAUGUCUGUAUCCUCCUUAUAGGGUGUCCGCUCAUCCUGGUCCUCUGUUUUCACGUGAGUGGGUCCUUGAGUCUGGGGGAAAUAGAUGAAGGGCUGCUUGUCUUUCUCCUGCUUCCAUUCAUAAAAGUCGUCAGCCAAGAUGAAACGGCGCUGUCCUUUCAGCAGCGGAUCCUGAAUGAAGUGGUACACUAACAUUCAUGCAUGCUGUCCCAGUUGAUGAGUUAUGUGGAUUUCAUGUGAAGAUGAAUCCAACUCACUGCACCUUGUAGGACUUCUUUAGGCGGCUCCUGCUGCAACAGUUGUUGGUGCUGUACUGCAUCUCGCUUGGGUCAUUGCUGCCAGCAUCCACUCUACAAUCAUCGCGAAUUGAAUUGUGGGGCGUUUCAGGCCUGAAGUGAAAAUAAUUGUACACUCGUAAACUCGAUCAGAAAGAAGGGCUGAGGGGCUUACAUUGCGAAUAAUCCUUGUUUGGCUAAUCGUUUGGACCAACGUCCAAAAUGGUGACGGGGAUUAGCCCAAGGAUAUAAAGCGAGGGUAAGUGAACGAGGGUGUCUUUUUUUCUUCUUCAACCAGUCAGAAUUUGGGUUUAAUACUUUUUAUGAAAAAGUUUGAUCUUACUGAUACAUGGAGAAAGGGUUCUGGCCGGCAGAUUGUUCACUUGGAGUAACAAAACAGGUUCCAGACAAUCCAGAAUAGAUUUUUGGCUUAUAUCCAAAUGUAUUGAUAGUGAGUGUGUUACUACACAUAUUUGUACUAUUCCCCUCACAGACCAUAGGGCUAUUUACAUUGAUAUCAAAAUAUUUACCCCUGAUACGAACCUUGGUAGAGCAUCCUACUGGAAGCUAAAUAGCUCAUUAUUAAAUAAUCAUGUAGUUAAGUUUGAGGUUAAAGAUCUGCUCUCACACUUUUGGGUUGGGCUUGUGAAUAAAAUCUUAUUGCAAGAACUGGGAGCUCUUUAAAUUUGAAGUGUCCAAAUACCUUAGAAAAUAUGGUAGUAAUCUUGCUAAGACCAGAAGAGCUGAGGAGGAAAAGGUGCUCAUUAAGAUAACUUCCCUUUCUCAGAGGUCCCCUGCCGGCCUCUCGGGGGAGGAGAAGAUGGAACUGAGUGAGUUACAAAAUAAACUAGAUAAUAUAGAAACUAUAUAAAUAAACUGGAUAAUAUAUAUAGAUGAAAUAAACUGGAUGAUAUAUAUAGAUGAAAUAAACUGGAUGAUAUAUAUAGAUUAAAUAAACUGGAUAAUAUAUAGAGAUUAAAUAAACUGGAUAAUAUAUAGAGAUUAAAAGUAGAAGGAGCCUUUAUUAGAUCAGGAAAAAAUGGAUUGAGGAGGGAUCCUAUUUCUUUAGACUUGAGAAAUGUCACUCUACAAAUAACACUAUCCAUAAAUUAAACAUUGAUGGUGUUAUUACAGAUGACCUAAAAUUAGAAUGGCUAAAUACUGUAUACAUUUUUACAGAAAAUUGUAUAGCUCUACGUACUGUCAGGAAUCCACAGAUAUGUUUUUUAACCUACUGAAUAAUGUUCCCUCUAUCAGUGAUAUAGAUCCUAAACAGUGUGAUGAACCCAUCAAAGUUGAAGAGAUUAGAGUAUAUCAAACAUCUAAAGAACAAUAAAUCACCAGGUGUUGAUGGAAAUACAUCUGAAUUUUACAACUUAUUUUCUGAACAAGUAGCUCCCUUCCUAUUUGAAGUAUUUUUUUAGAGAGUAUUAAAAACAAUGUUCUCCCUCCUACAAUGAGUCAGGGGUUAAUAACACUGAUACCUGUAAGCCUAAAAAAGAAGUGCUGCUCAUCGAUAACUGGCGUCCAAUUUGUCUUCUUAAUAAUGACUAUAAGAUAUUAGCCUUACUACUUGCAAAAAUAAUUAAAGAAGUCCUGGAUGCAAUCAUUGAUGAAACAGUCUGGCUUCAUGAGGAACAGACAUAUUUCUAACAAUGUCAGACUAGUAUUAGACAUACUUGACUACUCAGACCUAAUAACUGAGGAUAGCUUCAUAUUAUUUCUAGAUUUUUAUAAAGCAUUUGACACAGUAGAGCAUCAGUUUCUCUUCCACUCCCUUGAGAGACUUGACUUUUGGGAUUUUUUCUAUAAGGCUAUUAAGAUUCUUUAUGCAAAUGGUAACCGCUCUAUCAAAUUGAAAUAUGGCACCUCACCUAGAUUUGAGUUAAAGAGAGGAAUUGUGUGACACCUUCAUAUUAUGGAAUUCCAGUAAAAGAAGAACUUACAUAUUUAGGCAUAACCAUUACAAAGGAUCAGAAGUCUAGAGGCUUACUAAAUUUUAACCCUCUUAUUAAAAAACCCCAGAAGAAGCUAAAUCAAUGGCUACAGAGUGAUUUAUCUUUAAAAGGUAGAGUCCUAAUAACCAAGGCCGAAGGUAUCUCUAGACUAACAUACGGUGCUCUAUCUUUAUAUCUUGACAGUAAAAUAAGCAAGGAGAUAGACCAGAUGCUUUUCAACUUUCUGUGGAGAAACCGUACCCAUUACAUUAGGAAAACUGUUGUAAUGAACACUUAUGAGAAUGGUGGACUGAAUUUUCUGGACUUUACUACUUUAAGUAAUACUUUUAAGAUCUAUUGGAUAAAACAAUUCCUAAGAAGACCCACUUCUAUCUGGAAUUUUAUUCCUCAUCAUGUCUUCUCUACUUUUGGUGGCCUUAACUUCAUAUUGUUUUGAAAUUAUAAUAUUGACAAAGUUCCAGUGAAACUUUCUGCUUUUCAUCUGCAGGUUUUCUUGUCAUUGUCCUUCAUUUAUAAACACAUUUUUUUCUCCACACAGAUAUUACGUAUGGAAUAAUCGGGAAAUAUUGUAUAAAAAUACCUCUUUGUUUUUAGAAUAUUGGUUCCGAAAUAAUAUCCUAUUGGUGAGCCAACUGGUAAACGCAGAGGGUCUUUUACUCAGUUAUAAGGAAUUCUUAUCACUUUACAAGGUUCCUGUAACACCUAAAGAUUUUGCAAUUGUUUUAGGUGCCAUUCCCUCAGGUGUUGCUCUGUUAUUCAGGAACGUGUCAAGACCUGACCCUCAGAACCUACUACUCAUCAGUAGUAUAAGGAAGUGCUAUUUCUUAUGCAAAUGACCAGCUUACUGCUAUUACAUUGCUAUAACUGAGACAACGUAUUUUCACAGUGAAACAUGUUAGGUCCCAUACAGGAUAGCUUCCACACCCACACACACAGCACACACACAUACACACUAACUGCCGAGGACACACAGAUAAGACAUACACCCACACAUUGGGAGGAAGAGACACAGCCUUGACUUGCAGACACAAGCACACACACACAAUCUCCUUCCUAGCCGAACAUUGUGUGACUGAGAACGACAUGACGAGACCCGGAGGAACGACGGACGGCUCAACAGGACCAAUCCAAGAAGACAACACCUCAACUGUGGCCAACCAAAAGACCGGAACUUCCAGACUCAACCCACUUUCUGUGCUGUACAUAACAUGCUUGCAAUCUGUUAUCGGGGCUUCUUUCUGCUGGUUCCUUGUGAGCCAAAUGAAUGAGCCCGUAUACGUUGUACCAGAUAUCUUUACUCUGAAUAAACUGUCGCUUGUCAUACAAUUUA
Molecule: messenger RNA, 7175 nt
Organism: Oncorhynchus nerka (sockeye salmon)
Lineage: Eukaryota; Metazoa; Chordata; Actinopteri; Salmoniformes; Salmonidae
Product: ras-related protein rab7
Exons: 6
Coding region: 341-964 (207 amino acids)
Biological process (GO): endosome to lysosome transport; phagosome-lysosome fusion
Cellular component (GO): late endosome; phagocytic vesicle; lysosome
Molecular function (GO): GTPase activity; GTP binding
Source: RefSeq, a predicted model, not a curated record